AAAUCAUUUUUUAAUUAGUCCUCUUGGACUUCCAUGUAUGAAUUGUCUCUAUAAUUCGUGAAAAUACGACGGAAAAUUCGUCUUGAACGGAAUUGCGUUUCUUCCUCAUCGUCUGGAAUACAACGUCCGACCUCAGGUCUGGUCCGACCUGCAAGAAAGAUGAUUUGAUUCAGAUUCAUUGCGUGACGCUGAAAAAAUUUUGAUGACGGAUUAUACUAGAUAUCGAAGUGACAUUGGGGUACGUCAACAAUCCGCAUAAAACAACCAAUCGAGCGUAUACAAAGGCUAACAACACGCGAUUAGUAUGUAAAACGAACCGCAAAGAUAAUUUUUUUGCUAUCCAAGAAUAAAUCCAUUACUUUUUAAAAAAAAUGCCCAAUGAAAAAUUGCGCAACUGGUGAAUAUCAAUUUUCGCGCGAAUUUCACAAUGACAUGCGCUUUCAUCAUCUACGUCAUCACCAAGAACUCAACUCUACAAAAUAAAUACGUCGAUUCACUGAAGUUUGAUUUAUGUUUUAUGCAUGACAAACUCUCAUUAUCGUUCUUUCUUUCAUACUCAAGUGAUCACUUGUACAGUCUUUUGAUUGUCCUAGGAGAACUGUGUCCAUGAAGCCGCUAACAUUGUACAAACUUAACCGUGAUUGGAUUCUUUGCAUUGCAUCUAUUACGUCUAACUACGUCUUGAGUCUUUGGUGAUAACUAGCGUCAUAAAAUAGUAAUAUCAAGACGAUUAUUCAACCGACAAGACAAAAACUUCACAUUUUACGUUAAUGUCAAAUGCGUUGAUAUCUUUAUUACGUAGUAAAAAGCUUUUGGUGUUUUCACAGGAGCAUAAAUUCAUAAAAUUGACCUCUGAAAGGGACAUGCGAGCUUAGGCAACUCAAGAAUUUCGUAGCGAAGGGAUCAUUUUCAUAAUUAGCCUACAAUGACAGAUCUUCGUCACAAAUCCAAAGAAUUAGCAAAGGAUAAUUCUAUCAACCACGAGCUUCGUGAAGCACGUAUACCGGAAGAUAGCGACUUGCAGGAGAGUGAAUUCACAUGUGGACUUUUGACAUGGCGAAGCAAAGUUCUUCAACGUUUCGCGCGACCCGGAUGGUUCCUCGUUUUUCAGUGCUGGUUUGUCCUAGCACAAGGAAUGAUUGUAUCAGGUUUAACUGGUGUAGUAAUAUCGUCCUUAGAGAAACGAUUUUUUUUGAAGACGAGUCAAGUUGGUGCAAUUUCUAGUUGCUAUGACAUUGCAGCAGCAUUAAUGGCAAUCAUUGUCAGUUACUAUGGUCAUUACCACAAACCCAAAUGGCUGGGCUGGGGGGCAGUAAUUUUAAGCAUUGGAUGCUUUCUGUUUGCUUUGCCGCAUGUAUUAGUCGGUAAAUAUAUUCCAAGUGGCAAUGAAAAAGACCUCUGUAUUGCUAAUGCUACAAGCACUUUAUCACCGCAACCUCCACCUCCUGGGUAUGACUUAAAGCCAACAGACUUCUCCUUCAUCGGUGCUUGGUGGCUUGGGUACAUUGCUGGGGGUAGUCUUGCAUUGAUGUGUAGUGUACCAUUAUUAAUGUUUCCAAGGGAACUCCCAGGRACAUAUAAAAUACGUGCUGAGAAGCAACAACUUAGUGACACAAUUGAAGAUGCCAACACUCCACAUACACUKAAGCAACUUCUSCCAGACUUGAARGAUCUGCUAACGAAYCCAGUAUUUGUAUUUUUAGCUCUUGGAGCAACUUUCGAAGGGUUYGCAGUGAGUGGAUUUUCAACAUUUUCACCCAAAUUYAUGGAAGCGCAGUUUCGAAUGUCAUCCUCUCAAGCCAGUCUGUAUACUGGACUAGUUACWGUCUCUGGCGGGAGCAUUGGGAUGUUUUUGGGAGGUUAUUUGAUAAAGAGAAUGCAAUGGAAUUGUUCUCAGAUUUUAAAAGCAUGUUCUGUGAUAGCUACCAUUGCUGCUAUUCUUGUGACUGUUAUAUUGUUUGGCUGUCCAAAUAGAGAAUUUGCUGGCGUAACAACACCUUAUAUCAACAGCACUUCUACUGGGUCAAUGGAAAAUAAAUGCAACCAAAACUGUGGCUGUAAAAUUAGUCAGUAUACACCGCUUUGUAACUCUGCUGACCAAAUAACCUACUACUCACCAUGCUAUGCRGGAUGCUCACAACAAAAUAUUGGUCCUGGAAAAAAUGAGUUCAGUAAUUGCAGCUGUUUUUCAAUUCCCUACAGUCGGGCACUCAAAGGCAGUGGUUGUGCCCCUGAAUGCAAUAAUCUCAUUCCUUACAUGUUUGGUGUUUUCUGUUUAAUGGUCAUGACUUUCUUAAACAACAUCCCUGCAAUGACAGCUACAUUGAGGUGCAUUCCAGAAAGCAAAGGUUCAUUCGGUCUUGGUAUUCAACAGCUGAUAGUGCGCAUUCUUGCUUUCAUUCCUGGACCAGUAUUGUUUGGGCUUGUCAUCGAUACAACUUGUCGCUUUUCACAGAAAGAUUCAUGUGAUGAAGGAGCAGAACGGAACUGCUUGGAAUAUGAYACUGAUAGCUUCAGGUAUGCCAUAUUUGGGAUGGGAUGUCUUUUCAAGACACUCUCUGCUGUUUCAUUUAUCUUUGCYUGGAAGUUCUACAAGCUCCCAAAAASUUGCACAAUUAAAGAAGACAGCACAGUUGUAGAGAACUCUUUAGCCACAGAGCUUGAUGGAGCAGCGUUAAGUGACAGGGAGACUGUACAACUCACCCCACCACCCCAAGUCAUCACUGUCAAAUUUGAAUUGGGUGGUUACAUACAUGGCAACGCGUAA
Molecule: messenger RNA, 2767 nt
Organism: Exaiptasia diaphana
Lineage: Eukaryota; Metazoa; Cnidaria; Anthozoa; Actiniaria; Aiptasiidae
Product: solute carrier organic anion transporter family member 4A1
Exons: 8
Coding region: 926-2767 (613 amino acids)
Biological process (GO): transmembrane transport
Cellular component (GO): membrane
Molecular function (GO): protein binding
Source: RefSeq, a predicted model, not a curated record